Messenger RNA from Tyto alba (common barn owl), 8702 nucleotides. RefSeq names its product microtubule associated serine/threonine kinase 3 (gene MAST3). Gene Ontology annotation, molecular function: magnesium ion binding; ATP binding; protein serine/threonine kinase activity. Gene Ontology annotation, biological process: intracellular signal transduction; peptidyl-serine phosphorylation. Lineage: Eukaryota; Metazoa; Chordata; Aves; Strigiformes; Tytonidae. The record is from RefSeq and is a predicted model, not a curated record. The coding region runs from base 2605 to 7056 and encodes 1483 amino acids. The transcript has 27 exons.
CUCCCAGGUUGUCAGCUGCAAUAUCACGCUUGAGCCAGGCAGGUAGGUGGGACGUGUCCCCAAAAAGGGGGACAGGCAGCACUGCCAGCCCAGGGAGGGGUGCAGUGAGCACCCGCUGAGCCCCUCCGGGUGCCGGUGGCUAAGGCUGGCACCUCCAUCCAGCAGAUUUGGGGUGCUGUAGCUGGCCUAGGCAUCAAACCCUUUCGCAGCUUUAUAUUAAAAAAGGUGGUUAAGACAGCGCGGAGGCAGCGGGGAGAUAUUCCCAUUGUGAAUGCCUUUUAAUAUUCCUGUGGGCUGGCACAGAGCAACACGGUUGCUUAGCAAAUGAAUCCAUCCAGCACCACUCCCAUCCCAGGAAGGCGCCUGCUUCACCUGGGCUGCGGGAAUUAUUGCUGCCGGCACACGAAGAUGGGUGAGGGGGACCCUUGAUAAAUAAGAGAAGGAGUUGGAUGGGGUUUUCCAACCUGGAGGGGCUAAGCUGGGGGAGCCAUGGGAGAGAUGUGUAAUUGGAAAGAUGACCUAGGCAAUCAUCUGUCUCCAGCUGAGCAUGAUGAGGCUAUAAUUCUCAUGAAGGGAAGAGGAUUUGUUCUUCUUUCAUUGGUAUUCCUACAAUCCACAUCGAGAAUCAGUCUGGCCUAUUUUUCAGCAGGCAGAAAGCAUAUGAUGUUAUUUAGUGGGAUUAAGAGGUUUGAGGGAUCCUAAUUUCUCGUGGGGGGAUGUUGAGAUGGUCAGAGCAGGGCAGGACAGCCGGUGGUUCCAUGGCUGAUGGGGCUCUUCUCCGUGGAUGCUGCUCGUGGCUGUUCACACCUCGCACACCGCAGAAAAACGUGCCAGCAGAUGUAACAGGUACCAUUUCCCACCCGCUAACAGGAAACUGAGGCACAGGGAUGUGCAGGGUUGCACCCCAGGGCACGGGGAAGUUUCUUUAAGCUGUUUUCUUGCUGUGUGAAGAAAUAAGUAAGUCUGUACCCAAUAUGUUACCGCGCGAUCCCCUGUGAGGAUUUGGGAUUUUGCUCCUGGGAGGUGCCUGGUGUGUUGUUUGGUGCUCUGGGCUGGGUGAAUAAGAGCAUCCGCAGCGUCAGGCUUUCGGCUGGGCUGGGAUGAGGGGCCAGAGCGGCUCCACAGCGCGAUCCCGGGUGCCUGGGGGUUGUGAAGAUGCGGUGGGGUUGUGCGUGGCCCGGGCCAGGCAGCGUGUUGCAUUUCGCCAUCCGCACCCCAGUCCCCAGCCUCCCCCAUCCCAGCCUCCAUCCCCGGAGGCAUCCGAGUUCAUCACCCUCACAAGUGAUGGAGGAGAAAUGUCUUAGAGAAACUUGGGAUGCGGCUGCUCGGUUCAGCAGCUUUCGAUGUGAAACACAAACUUGUCCCCACUGGAGACCGCUUUUUCCAGGUGAUCCACGGCGCUUCCCCAAAUCUCCAGGUACGUGAGCACUGUGUGCACUUUUGGGGGAUAUGGAAGAAAAAUGUUAUCCGCAGCCACAAGACGAAGGGAGCUGGGAGCACCGACUCGUGCUCUUUGUCACGCAGCCGGGAGCGGAGCUGCCUGCUUGCCCUUUGAGACUGCGCCCGCUCCCUUAUCCCUUGAAAGGGUUAUCAAGAGCUGGAACAGGCUGCCCAGGGAAGGGGUUGAGUCACCAUCCCGGGAGAGGUUUAAAAGCCGUGUAGACGUGGCGCUUAGGGACAUGGUUUAGCGGUGGCCUUGCCAGUGUGAGGUUUACACUUGGACUCGGUAAUCUGAAAAGUCUUUUCCAACCUCAGCGAUUCUCUGAUUAUCGGCCUGCCCCCUGCCCUCGCAGCCACGCUGCUCUCACCACCCUGUGCCUGCUUUGUCCCAAAUCACCGGCUUUCUGCCCCGGUGUUCACCCGCCGGCGGUACCCGGCACCGGGCUGCCAGCUGAUGCACGAUGCUCUACCACCCCAGGAAGUUUUAGGGGUCAGGUCCUGCGGGAUGCGGCAGCUCCUCCGUGCAUUUCCCGGUGACGGCCGUGCCUACGGUCAGACGGUUUAGCGUGACCCUCAGUGCUGACUCCUUGCCACCCAGCACCGCUCGCCCGGAUCCUGGCAGAGCCAUUUCCCAUUAGAAACAUCAGUGUUGUGCUGCACAGCCGGAUCCUGCCCUUCCCUCAGCUCCCCUGGGAAGCUCCCGCAUUUUGCUUUGCCUGUGAGCAUCCCGGCUGUGCCGUGCCAAAGCUGGGUGCUGGUGUGGGUGCUGGCAGGCGGUGGGAGGUGCUGGUUCCUCCUCGCAGGCAGCCUCGGGAUGGGUGACACAUUAUUUUGCUCCAGGCUUCAGGGUCACACCGGCUGUCACACACUUUCCACAUCCUUUGAAAUAAGUGCUGGAUGGCAACAGCAGCACCGGGGCCGAGGCAGCCUCAGCAUGAGCAGCGCGGGGAAGUGCUGACGGCGAUUUUCCACUCCAUUUUUGGUACCAAAUAUGCAAUUAGGGGAUGGAGGCAGAGAGGGCAGUGAGCCCCAGCUCCUGCCUUCGGGGCUCGGCAGCUCGUCCCUACCCCAAGGCUCAUUUCUAGCCCGAGGUUUCCAUGCUGUGAAGGAUGGAAACCAGCUGUAGAUGAUGCAUCAGGCAAAGGGGGGUUAAAGUGGCGCAAGAUGGUUGCAGAGCGGAGGGUGGAGCGUGCGGAAACAGGAAACGUCGGCCUCCCCCUGUGUCACCAUUACUGGAACUUACUACAUCAAAGUUGCCGAAGCAGCAAUAGGAAGAGCUUAGUGGUGGGCACCCCCUCUCCGACCCUCUCGCGGCCUCUCUCCCCGCUCUCUGUGCCAACAGCUGGGAGCAGCCCCUUGGACAGCCCACGCAACUUCUCCGCCAGCACCUCCAUCAACUUCCCCUUCGCUCGCAGCCAUGCUCCUCGGACUGACAGGGCUGAUGGCAGAAGGUGGUCACUGGCUUCGCUACCCUCCUCUGGCUAUGGGACCAACACCCCCAGCUCCACUGUCUCGUCGUCUUCAUCCUCCCAGGAGCGCCUGCACCAGCUGCCGUACCAGCCCACUCCCGAUGAGCUGCAUUUCCUUUCUAAGCAUUUCCGCAGUACGGAGAGCGUCACGGACGAGGAGGGGCGGCACUCGCCCUGCCUGCGCCCACGGUCCAGGAGCCUCAGCCCUGGACGGACGAGUGGAACGUUUGAUAAUGAGGUUGUGAUGAUGAACCAUGUCUACAAGGAGCGAUUCCCCAAGGCCACGGCCCAAAUGGAAGACCGUCUGCAGGACACCAUCAGAAACUUCUCUCCAAGCAGCACUCUGCCGCUGGCAGACGGGGUGCUGGGCUUCAUCCACCACCAGAUCAUCGAACUGGCCCGCGACUGCCUGGCGAAAUCCCAGGGAGCUCUCAUCACCUCCCGCUACUUCAUGGAGCUGCAGGAGAAACUCGAGAAGAUGCUGCGAGAUGCUCAGGAGCGUUCAGAGAGCGAGGAGGUGAAGUUCAUUGACCAACUGGUGAGGAAGCUGCUGAUCAUCAUCUCCCGUCCUGCUCGCCUUCUGGAGUGCCUGGAGUUUGAUCCAGAGGAGUUUUACCAUCUCCUGGAAGCUGCAGAAGGACACGCCAAAGUUGGCCAGGGAAUAAAGACCGAUAUUCCCCGCUACAUCAUCAGCCAACUGGGGCUUGUCAAGGACCCGCUGGAGGAAAUGGUUCAUCUGGAUCACUUCGACAGUGGGAACACCAUCACACCAGAGAACGAUGAUGCCUGUGAGAGCCAGCCUUUGGCCACCGCUCCUCGGAGGAAGCCCUGCGAGGGGGACUUUGAGACCAUCAAACUGAUCAGCAAUGGGGCUUACGGGGCCGUGUACUUGGUGAGGCACAGGGAGACGCGGCAGCGUUUUGCCUUGAAGAAAAUCAACAAGCAGAACCUCAUCCUGAGGAACCAGAUCCAGCAGGUGUUUGUGGAGAGGGACAUCCUCACCUUCGCAGAGAACCCCUUCGUGGUCAGCAUGUUCUGCUCCUUCGAGACAAAGAGACACCUCUGCAUGGUGAUGGAGUACGUGGAAGGGGGGGAUUGUGCCACGUUGCUGAAGAACAUGGGCCCGCUACCUGUCGACAUGGCAAAGAUGUACUUUGCUGAGACCGUUCUCGCACUGGAGUAUCUCCACAACUACGGCAUCGUCCACCGGGACCUCAAACCCGACAAUUUGCUCAUCACCUCCAUGGGACACAUAAAGCUGACAGACUUCGGCCUAUCCAAGAUCGGCUUGAUGAACAUGACCACCAACCUCUACGAAGGGCAUAUGGAGAAGGACACUCGGGAGUUCAUGGACAAACAGGUGUGUGGCACUCCGGAGUACAUCGCCCCAGAAGUCAUCCUCAUACAGGGCUAUGGGAAACCUGUCGACUGGUGGGCCAUGGGCAUCAUCCUCUACGAGUUCCUCGUGGGCUGCGUCCCCUUCUUCGGAGACACCCCUGAGGAGCUCUUCGGGCAGGUCAUCAGCGAUGAAAUUAUGUGGCCAGAAGGGGACGAGGCUCUUCCCGCGGAUGCCCAGGACCUGAUCACGCGGUUGCUGAGACAGUGUCCCCUCGAGCGCUUGGGCACCGGGGGUGCACAUGAGGUGAAGCACCAUUCCUUCUUCCUCCAUCUGGACUGGAACGGGUUGCUGCGGCAGAAGGCUGAGUUCAUCCCCCAGUUGGAGUCUGAGGAUGACACCAGCUACUUCGACACUCGCUCCGAGAGGUACCGCCACUUGGAUUCCGAGGAUGAAGAGACCAAUGACGAGGAGUCAUCCGUGGAGAUCGGACAGUUCUCCUCCUGCUCCCAUCGCUUCAGCAAGGUGUACAGCAGCUCUGAAUUCCUGGCGGCUAACUCCAACCUCAGCCUCUCGUCCUCCGACCGGAGUCACAGCGAGGACAAAGAGGAGCGAUGGGACAGGCACUCGGGAGAUGAGGACAGGAGCCGGCUGGCGGGCACAGAGCCCCGGCUCCGCUCCUGGACGUCCUGCAGCUCCACGCCAUACACCUCCCGGCACGAGCGAAGCCGCAGCCCCGCCGCACUGCCCAGCACCUACAGCCUGGACACCAUGCCCAAGUUUGCCUUCUCCUCGGAGGAUGAAAGCCCUUGCGUGGCAUCCUCCAAGCCCGAGAGACCCAAAUUUGUGCUGGGAGACCCUGACGCGGGGACCAGCAGCGUGGUGAAGCCAUCGGCACUAUCCGCCGAUCUCGUCAGCCUGAACCGCAUCCGCCUCCGGAGCAACAGCACCGGCACCAAAAAUUCAGCUCCGCGGGGUCUGGAGCCAGGCGGGAGCCGCCGGUUGAGCAGCCAGAAGGAUGUGCCGGACAGGCAGAGAACUUCACCGGGCAGCCGCGUCCCGAAAUCUGCCUCUGUCUCAGCCCUGUCCCUCAUCAUCACAUCAGACGACUUCGGUGGCGGUGCCCUGAUGAGCCCCAUCUCCCCCCACUCCCUCUCCUCCAACCCUUCUUCCCGUGACUCGUCCCCAAGCCGAGAUUCGUCCCUCGCCAUCGCUAGCCUACGCCCCCCCAUCAUCAUCCACAGCUCGGGCAAGAAGUACGGCUUCACCCUGCGAGCCAUCCGCGUCUACAUGGGGGACAGCGACGUCUAUACUGUCCACCAUAUGGUCUGGAGCGUGGAAGAGGGGAGCCCUGCGCAGGAAGCGGGGCUGAGAGCGGGUGAUCUCAUCACACAUGUGAAUGGCGAGUCAGUGCUGGGUUUAGUUCACCGGGAUGUCGUGGAGCUGCUGCUGAAGAGUGGGAAUAAAGUGGCCCUGCGGACCACUGCCCUGGAGAACACCUCCAUUAAAAUCGGCCCUGCUCGGAAAAACAGCUCCAAAACGAGGAUGGCACGGAGGAGUAAGAAGAGCAGGAAAAGGGACAGCCAGGACAGGAGAAAAUCCCUUUUCAAGAAGAUCUCCAAGCAGUCGUCGGUCCUGCACACCAGCCGCAGCUUCUCCUCGGGUCUCCAUCACUCGUUGUCCUCCAGCGAGAGCCUCCCGGAGUCCCCCACACAUAGCCUGUCCCCGGGUCCCACAACACCCUGCCGCAGCCCCGCUCCCGACCUGCCCCCAGAUGCUGUGUCCCCGCAGAGCACCUCUCCCUCCUCCAGCACCCCAACGUCACCCGCCGGCCACGUGCGCCCCAGCUCCCUGCACGGGCUGGCGCCCAAACUGGGCGGGCAACGCUACAAAGUGGGACGUCGCAAAUCCACCAGCAGCAUCCCCCCCUCGCCCCUCGCCUGCACCCCUUCUUCCGCCCAGCGCCCACCUUCUCCCCAGCGCUCCCCAUCCCCGCUCCCUGGAUACCCCAAAACCCCUCAUUCCUUCCAGGGCAAGACCCUGUCCCCCCCCACCAUCGUCCGGCAGAGCUCACGCCCCCGCAGCGCCGACUGCCCCCGCUCCCCCCUCCUCAAACGUGUCCAGUCGGCCGAGAAAAUCGUCACCAUCCUGGCAGAGAAGAAAACCGGCGGUGGCCGCAAGCUGGGGCUGGAGAUGCCGACGAUGGACGGGGAGGCCAUUGGGGAGGGCGAAGCGCCGGCGUACCACGGGGAGCAUGGUUAUCACCCCACCAGCUCCCGGAUUGGCGAGAGGCACGACCGGGACCAGGAGGUGGUGGUCAUGCGGCGCUUGAACCUCUCUGAACGCCGGGACUCCUUCAAGAAACAAGAAGCAGUUCAAGAAGUGAGUUUCGAUGAGCCGGAGCCGGUACCGGCAAGCGAAGACGGCGGCAAGGGUGAAGCCGGGGAGGGUGUAGCUCGCCAGGACGGCGGCACGGAGCCGAAGCCGAAGCCUAGCCCGGUCCCGCAGAUCGCGGUGCAGGGCUCCGAGAGCGAUGAGCAGGAGCCGGCGGCGGCCGAGUGGGAAUGCCAAGGCUCCUACCCCAUCGGCAACGCCGAGCAGCCCGACGGCGGCAUCUCCUCGCCGCGGUGGGAUGGGUGCGAGCGUUGGGACCGCGGCUCCCAGCAGCACCGGAACUGCGGGGAGAGGGCAACCAGCCAUCGGCAACCACCGCGGGUGCCGCCGGUGCCACCGGCACGGGGCCAGGAGCCGGUGGGUGCUCAGCUCCCAGCACCCCGGGGCAGCGCAUGGAGCGGGGCCAAACACGCCUGAGCCCCACGCCGGCACCCCGGGGACGGUUCAGGCUCCCCAUGGCACCCCGCCACCUCCCCAGAAAACCCAUCCUGCGUGGCAUAGCCAUGAGAGAAGUGUCCCCAGAGCUGUUUUGGACGUCGGCGCUGGCCGGGGUGGCUGCGCCCCGGCACUUCGCCUCCCCCGAAGGCUUUUUGUACUCCCUGAAAGAUGCUCAUAUUUUUAUAGAGACAUGGGAGCUUUUCCGGCAGCGCUGUUUCCCCGGCAGGGCCCCAACCUUUGUGUAUAGAAAAGACUGGAUGCAAAUAUUCGUUAAUUAAUUUAUUACUUUUUAUAAGCUAAUUGGGCAGUGCAGGACUGUCACAGGGUCCAACCUGGCCCUGGGGGGGGUCCAAGGCUUUUCCAUGUGUCUCCUAGCCGGAUGACACGCUGUUUUCUAACCUUGCAAAAACCCACUCACUUUUCCCCACUUUUUAACUUCAGUUUUAGCUGAAAACACCCCAAAUCUCCUAAGAAACCCCCGGGGGGCAGGGGAGGGGGCUGGGUAGUUGUAAUAUUUAAAAUUUAAAAAACCAAAACCCCACAGCAACAUCCCCCAGACACUGGCAGCCCAAGCUGGGAUGCAUAUGGGCGACUUUAUAUGCAUAUGGUUUAUGGUAUAAUGAUGCAUUCAUUUUAUAAACGUAUAGCGGAUGUAAAGGUUUUAAUUUAUUUUUUUUCGGAGCCAUUUGGAGCCACCCGGCUCCGUCAGCCCUUCCAGGCGGGAGAAGCAGAGACCUCCCCGUGGGAUCAGCAACUAAAUGCGAAGGAUUAACAGGAUUUUUAGGGUCGGUUUUCGCUCUUUGCAUUUCUUCUGCCACCACAUCCCACGGUUUUCAUCCAUCGGUGCAUAUGGACAUCUGUAAAAAGGCAGUAUUUUAAAUAUUUUUUUUUAAAAAACCCAACCCAGCAAGCACCUGUGCUGCUGCUUCGUUUGCAAUUUGGAAAUUUCACACACACACCCCCCCCCGCCCCGCCGCUUUUUAUCCAACAAACUACAGCUCAGCCCAGCAUUUCCCUCCCGUUUCUACUGUUUUCUAUGAUAUAAACGUUUCCAUUUGAUAAUGCAUGUACUGGCUUCCCCCCUCACCGCAGUUUGCUGUCCCGGUGCUUUGAGCACCGUGCCGGUGAUGGCGGGGGGGGGGGGACUGGCCCCGGUUUGCCCACCCCCCUGCCAUCGAGCAUCACUGUGGCGCCGACAGGCACCUUUCCAACCCCAAAGCAACCUGGCAGAUUUUUUGGCUGCGUCUUGACUAUUUUGUGAGCGUGCGGUUUGUGUCAGGCUCCACAUCCUGCUUCUGCCCCACUGUUAAACUGGUGCUGUUUAACCCCCCCCCCUCCCCAAAAAUGAGCAGGCGGAGCUGCUCAGCAUUUCCUUUGCUUCUUCCUCCACCAUCUGUACUAAGGUUUUGAGAAGGAAGCAGGGUUUGGAGGAGACACCGGGCACCCCCAGCCCACCAGGAAAGCAGGGCUUGGCCACGCACCAGUAGCAUGGAUAUGGUGGGAAAAUGAGUUUUUUCAUGGAAAUGUCUUAAAAAAUGGGACCGUGUCUUCCUGCCCAGCGCUCGGCUCUGUUCUUACUGUCGGGAAGUUUUAUGUUGUAAUUAAAAUUGUUCCUUGCAAUGCGA